UAAAUCUAUUUGGGCGUUUUGAGUAUCAUAUAGGAGAGAUGGGGCUAGCGUGGUAACUGUCGUCUGUAGGAAAGAAAGAGGAGAAACAAGCGAGAUGGGUGGCGGUGCCGCUGCAGCUAGGCUCCUCUUUUCGGUUGUCUGGUUUGCUGUGUUGCUGGGGACGCUACUCCUGGUUCAGGAAAGAGGAUCCGCGUGAAAGAGCAAGGUGGUGGUGGGUGUAUCUAUCAUUUUUUAAGCAAAGCGGCAGGCCUAAGCGCUUUGCCAUCAGACCAAGUAAGAAGCCUUUUCGGCUCACUAUUUUUGGGCCUUGCCUCAUGUACGCGUGCAGGGGAUGCCGUCUGGAUUGGCGGAAGUGCGAUAACUGAGAUUUAUGGCAUCCAAUCCAUACAUGUUCUGAAUCCUGAUCAUUCAGGCUGCAGAAUUAGAGAGGAGAAAUUCACGAGAAGCAAAAGAAGAGAAAAGCAAACGGAAAACAAAGGAAAUUUGCUUUGACAAACAAACGCUCUUUCCCUCUUGCCCUUUGCAGUUAGGGAAGGAGAGAGAGAGAGAGGCAAUCAACAGCCACCACUCGAAGAAGUGAAGGAAGAUCGCCGACCGCCUCACCAUCUACAAAUCUACUAGUUUGGGGAGGCGAUAAAUGACCAUGCUCUCUUACCCUUUCGUCCUUUCCUUUGCUCUUCUCCUGUCGGUGCCCGUCCUCUUCCUGGUGGUUGGCCCCCGAGUCCUUCCCAUCAAGCCGCCACCUGUUCUCAUCACAUUACCUGACGAACUGGAGGACCUUGCCCUCUUCCAACGUGCUGCAUCGACGUCUGCAACGACUGCCACCCACCAUCAACAGCGGCAGCAGGUCCUUCCUCCACCGGUGACGCCCAAGAUUGCCUUCCUCUUCCUCACCAACUCCGACCUGUAUCUCGCCCCACUAUGGGAGCGCUUCUUUCAGGGAAACCAGCAGCUGUACAACAUUUACGUCCACGCCGACCCUUCCCACCAUCUCAACCCACCGGGUGGUGUCUUCCGGGGACGAUUCAUUCUGGGGAAGCGAACAGAGCGUUCCUCUCCUACACUUAUCUCCGCCGCUCGCCGGCUCCUCGCGGCUGCACUCAUAGACGACGAAUCCAACACCUUUUUCGCCCUUGUCUCCCAGCACUGCAUCCCCCUGCAUUCUUUUCGCUUCAUCUACAACUCUCUCUUCUCUCCUCCUUCUUCCCGUUCCCCUUCAAAUCGGUUUAUGAGCUUCAUUGAGAUCCUGGACGACGAGCCUGGGUUGUGGGCGAGGUAUACGGCAAGGGGAGAGGACGUGAUGAUGCCUGAGGUGACCUUUUCUAGCUUCAGGGUGGGCUCACAAUUCUUCAUCCUGACGAGGGAACACUCACUGUUAGUGAUCAAGGACCGGCGGCUUUGGCGCAAGUUCCGGCUACCUUGUCUGAGGGUACAGUCGUGCUACCCGGAGGAGCACUACUUCCCAACCUUGCUCAACAUGGAGGACCCCUCGGGGUGCCAUCCGUUCACCCUUACCCACGUCAAUUGGACAGGCAGCACCGGGGGCCACCCGCACACCUACGGUGUCGACGAAGUCAGGCCCUCCCUCAUCCGCCGUCUCCGCCCUUCUGACGCCACCGGCUUUUCCAACUUCUUCGCCCGCAAAUUUUCCCCAGAUUGCCUCAACCCGCUGCUCAAGCUCGCUGACUCUUUCAUAUUUCAGGAUUAGUCCCACAUGAUGAUGAGGAUAGAAAAACUCUCUCUCUCUCGUCGACGCUAAUGCGCGAUUGAUGAAGAAGAGGGGGGCUUGGAUGGUGGUCUGUUGACCUGGAGUCAUCUUUGUUCCGACCGUCUGUCUCCUUUACCUUGUCUUCCUCUUUUUGCUGGUGGUUGCUUCUGCUGGUAGAUGCAUAUCAAAUUUCAGAUUGCGUAUACAUGUUUGUUUGCUUCCUCUUUAGAACCCACCUAACGUUGGCCAUCCCCAUUAUCUCCACGGUCUUCCCUUUUUUCUGUUGCGGGCGAAUGAUCCCGCUUUACUUUCAGUUUCAUAUACUAAUGGAUGGUUAUAUUAAUGGAUGGUUAUAUUAUCA
Molecule: messenger RNA, 2069 nt
Organism: Nymphaea colorata (pocket water lily)
Lineage: Eukaryota; Viridiplantae; Streptophyta; Magnoliopsida; Nymphaeales; Nymphaeaceae
Product: glycosyltransferase BC10-like
Exons: 2
Coding region: 638-1708 (356 amino acids)
Cellular component (GO): membrane
Molecular function (GO): glycosyltransferase activity
Source: RefSeq, a predicted model, not a curated record